Suillus subalutaceus is the source of this 944-nucleotide messenger RNA. RefSeq lists its product as uncharacterized. The transcript has a single exon. NCBI's taxonomy places the organism in Eukaryota, Fungi, Basidiomycota, Agaricomycetes, Boletales, Suillaceae. The coding region runs from base 156 to 677 and encodes 173 amino acids. The record is from RefSeq and is a predicted model, not a curated record.
UAUCUUUGAUUUGUACUGAGUGGUUUAUCUUGAACAUCAGCGCUCAGCGAUGAGCAUCACAUCUUGAAAUCCCAGCCUACUGCCAGUGGUUCUUUGAACCAUGCCACUGCCACACAUGUGCAGGUACUACUACUAGUAGGCCUGAAUCCAGCUCCAUGAGUUCGAGCCACCAUGAAGACGCUUGCCCUAUGGAGCCGGAGAGAAGAGAAGCCAUUAACGCCUUCGCGCUGUGGAACACUAAGGCAUUUCAAGGUUUAAGUUCAACGGUCGUACGCACUGCCUUCUUUAUAUUUCCUUUUUCGUUCCUACUGUUUCAAAUUUUCAACUCAUCUACCUGCAGCCUGGCUUAUACACUACGGACAAGUCGAGUAGCGUGUAGUGCCGGGAAAUACCGCCCGGCACCAAGCACUGUAUACGAUCAGCCCAAGAAAGGUUUUGAUAGUCGACACUUCACGAACCUCGGAACCGGUACCAUCCGUAUUCUCUCAAGUUUACUCGAACGUUCUCAUCCGAAAAGCCUAUCGCCUCUCUUCCGCAACGUCUUUUCACGAACUCUCCCCAUUAUUUGCAUUACCCGUCGAACUCAUUAUCUGCCUUACAAUAAGGUCGUGUCAAGGUUUGUUGAACUAGAAAGUAUGGUAGACCGUUUUCUCGUGCAAAGAUAUUUUCGAAUGUAGGUGGACAAAAAUACGAAUGGAUGAGCCGAUCGAUCGAUUCUUGAAGCUUGAGUAGCAGGGUCUGAAUCCACAACGCAAACCGGUGUCAUAUUCAGCCCGCCAUGUACAAGUUGCAUUAUAGAGCAUUUUCCCUCAGACCUGUAGGAUCGGGUUGUCAUUGUUUAUAUUAAACCGCAGCGAUGACAAGCGUCUGAAAGAACCUUUUUGCACUAGACUGCUUAAAACCGGGUGCAAACACUUCAGCUGGAUGUGACGACCAGACUACGG